This is a messenger RNA of Symbiodinium natans, 768 nucleotides long. NCBI's taxonomy places the organism in Eukaryota, Dinophyceae, Suessiales, Symbiodiniaceae. The record is from the annotation of a GenBank genome assembly.
AUGGCAAGCGCAUGCGACGCGCUGGCAAGUUGCCAAGUGGUCCUGCAGGGCGUCGUAAAGGAUGUGAAUGACGACCACGCUGAUGAUGCCACGUGGGUGCUCACCAGCAGCUUCGUGAUUCUGACCAUGCAGAGUGGCUUUGGGAUGUUGGAAAUGGGGUGCUCUGCGCGGGGGCACGAAGUGAACAUCAUGCUCAAGAACGUCUACGACGUGGUCUUCGGUGCCCUCGCGUAUUACCUUUUGGGGUAUGGUAUUUCUUACGGGUCUUCCUCCAAUUCCUUCAUGGGCCUGAGCGACUAUCUCAUGGACACUGCUACCCAUAGCACCGAAGCCCAGAUUCAGUCGGGCCUUGUUUUCAGUAGCUACAUUUUUCAAUUCAGCUUCGCUGCCACCUCCACGACGAUUGUGAGUGGAUGCCUGGCCAUGCGGUGCCGGUUUGCGGUUUAUUGCAUCUAUUCUUUCUAUGCAGUGCUGGUCUACUCCUUUGUGGCACACUGGGUGUGGUCCUCCAAUGGCUGGCUGGCACAGCUGGGGGUCCACGACUUCGCGGGCAGUGGUCCCGUGCAUCUGCUCGGCGCCGUGAAUGGCCUGAUUGGCAUUGUGUGCAUGGGUCCGCGUCAGGGCCGCUUCGAUGGCAGCAGGCCUGCGAAGGACUUUCGGCCCUCAUCUCCUCCCAGCAUCCUCAUCGGCCUCUUCAUGCUGUGGUGGGGCUGGAUUGGCUUCAAUUGUGGGAGCUCCUUCGGCAUUACCGGGAACCGCUGGAUUGUG